AUUCAGCAAUGUAGUAGGCCAGAUAAGCAAAGCCAGUCAGUGGUAAAUCAGAGUCAUAAAUCAUGCCAGUGCAAAGGUCAAGUAAAUAGGAACACCGAGAAGUGCUAAUAAUCUCCAAGUAGGAGAGCAAAAUGCAACAAAGCUGCACAGAAGCAGCUGUGAGAUGUCAGGUGUCUGAUUAGGUCAAUGCCUUAUAUUUAAUCAUUUCUGGGAUCCUUGUUUCUGUCUUCUGCAUUCACCAAAGGCUAGGGGGGUGCCUUCUGUAUCUUCUGUGUCUGCCAGCUCCUGCUGAGGAUCUGGAUCUCCCACUGUCUCAGUCUUCAGCUUCUUGGACUCAGAGACCCACAUUAUCAAGAGUUAUAGAUUUCUGGCAAUCUUCCUCCUCUUCCUCCUCAUCUAAACCAUCCAGAGGGCAGUCCUGGGCUCUUUUCUCUUCUGCAUCCCCAUCACCAUUGCCAUGGAGCCAAACAGUCCCAAAAAGAUACAGUUUGCUGUGCCGUUAUUUCAAAGUCAAAUAGAUCCUGAAGCAGCUGAACAGAUCAGGAAAAGAAGGCCUACACCAGCAUCAUUAGUAAUUAUGACGGAUUCACCACCAGAAAUAGAUGAAAAAAGAAUGAACAACAACUCCCAAGAUGAUUCACAGAAUGCCUCCCCCAAACAGAGGAAGCAGAGCGUCUAUACCCCUCCUGCCAUGAAAGGGAUUAAACAUCUAAAAAAGCAGAAUGACUCAGCAUUCCCAGAGGAAGAUGAAGUGGUCAAUGAAAGAGACGAGGGAUGGAGCCCAUAACUGACUCCAGGCAUCUGUGGAAGAGCCUUUAUUGUCACUAACUGAACUGCUAAAAAUUCUGUACUUACAAUGGAACUCUGUUGCUUAUGUUCCUGACCAGUCUUCAUCUCAGUAUCCAGCUCAGAGGACGGAUUCCAUGGGGGGAAUUUGUAGCACCUUGCAGAAUUGGUGUAUGUUACCUUGUAACUGAAGAUAACCAUUUCUUUUAUAAUCAUUUUACUUGUGGAGGAAAAAAAAACACGCUACUACAAAUAUAUAAUUUGCAAAUACGUUGAGGCCUCUGUUGUUAGUCCUGCCAAAGUUUAAAUUUUGAAUGUGAGCUGCAGUCUAAGAUCAGUUGUAAAUAAGACAGAUUUAAAUGCUACAAAAUAAAUAUGCCAUACGUUUAAAAAAA
This is a messenger RNA of Sceloporus undulatus (fence lizard), 1181 nucleotides long. RefSeq names its product protein phosphatase 1 regulatory inhibitor subunit 1C (gene PPP1R1C). The record is from RefSeq and is a predicted model, not a curated record. Gene Ontology annotation, biological process: intracellular signal transduction. NCBI's taxonomy places the organism in Eukaryota, Metazoa, Chordata, Lepidosauria, Squamata, Phrynosomatidae. Gene Ontology annotation, cellular component: cytoplasm. Gene Ontology annotation, molecular function: protein phosphatase inhibitor activity.